CCCCCUUCUCUCAACACUUACGAAUUCACUUAUUUGACUAAGCUUCUACUGUAAAAAAAAAAAAUUGCACUAAACUAGAGAGACCGAGUGAGCAGCAGUAGCCAUGAAAAAACUCUCCUGAAAGUCUUGUGUUUGGCUUUUGGAGAAGGAAAUAGUUAGGAGGUCGUUGUCUGGUUUCUUUCUAUUGCUGAAUGAUAACACUUUGCUUUGUUUUCUGAUCUCUCUGUUUGAGUGAUGGUGCACCGACACGUAUUGUCUCUGCUCAGCGACGUUGGAGGUUCUAUUAACGGCGUUUUUCGCCUCUUCAUUUCAUAAGCUGACUCUGAGUUGACUCCAUCUAUGUGAACAUUCAGCAUCUGCAGCUGUGAAAGUACACUAGGACUUGUCUCAGUGCAAGCUUUUUGCAGAAUCUUGAAACAUUUAAUUUGCUAUAGUAUCUGAAUCAGUUAGCACCAACUGAGAUGCAGCUGGAAUCGCAACCUAUCCAGUCGAUGGAAUACCGUUUAGAACUCAAAAAGAAUUCUAGAGAUCAACCACCAAUGGGAACUUCUGAUAAGACUAAAUUCUCCCAAGCAAACCAAAAGAAAGAUCUCCCAGACAGGUUCAAACUGGAAAGGCAUAAUUUGUCAUAUGCUGAUCUCCAUCAUGAAGUUAUAAAAAAUAUGAAAGAUUUUUCCCCUAAAUUUUCAGGAAACCUCCAAAAGAAACAGAUAGACAGAAAGGGAAACGAAGAAGAUGAGCUUGUUAAGUAUAUGUCAAGAGUACCAAGUUAUCUGGAGAAGGGAAAAAAUCCGCAAGAGAAAGUUUUAAAUGUUGGUGUCCUUGACUGGGGUCGUCUAGAAAAAUGGCACUGUAGCCAUAAACAGAUGCCGCACAAGGGUAGCCGGUCUUCAAUAUCUGGGAGUAAUUUUUCCUCAUCCUUCUCAACAGAUGCAUCUUCUUCCCAUUCUAGCAGUGGUUACGUCUCUCCUCCUUGUCAAAAGACACGACAUUCAUCGCUGCAGUUUCAUCUGAUGUCGUCAUCUAUGGACAGCUAUUCUCAAGCAGUCAAAUCUUCUGGAGAUCAUGUUCAAAGAUUUCCUGAUAUCAUAGAUGCCCAGAGUAAUAGCUUAAAUGUGCAGGGAAAGUUUACUAGUACUGAGAAACCUUUUGGAAAAAACAAUGUAGAUAUGCUAGAGGAGUGCAAGAAAAAAGAUUCAAAUCCUAAGAUUGAUCGAGAAAGUGGAACUUUGGCAAAUGGGGUGGAAUAUGAGGUAGCAUCAUCCACAAAACUGAAAAUGAAGACUCAAGAUGGUAAGUUUAUGAAGAAAACAGAGAAGCUUCAAGAAAGAAAACUGGAUGUUGUUGAACAAGAUGUUGGAAAACAAAAACCUGUUGUUCUUCUCUUGCCAAAAGAUCAUUCCAAAAAUGAUCUUUCUGGAGUAUCCAAUCUUUCUAAUAUGACAACAAGGAUAGGUCAAAGACCAGCAGAAGAUGGACGAAGGAGCUUUUCUGGAAGACCUAAAGAUGUUGAACUUGUCUGUGACUUCCCACAUUCAAGUCCUGUGCCUUGUAAAGUUGGUCGCAGUGAACACUUACAGAUGAAAUGGCCUAACUCCACAGAUGCAAAGAAUGACAUCUUCUCAUCUGAAAGAUCUCAUCAGGCACAAUCUGCAGCAGAAACAGUCUGUUGGUCUGGAGACAAAAAUCUGGAAGACAGGAAAUCAACCAUAACUAUCAACAAGAGCACCUCGAGUGUUCCUUCUGUAGGAUUGGAUCUGAAAGUGAAUAAGGUAGCACCUGAAAAAGUGAGAACCACUUCACCUUUUCGCCGCUUGAGCUUCAGUAUGAGUAGGAUAAGCAAAAAUUCCGGCUCCAAAGAGGCUUCUGCUUUACAACAGUCAAACUCUACAUAUCUUUCUGCCCAUUCUGGUUCAGAGAAUUCAGUGGUUUCUUCUCAUCUUGAUACUUGUGGUGAUAAAAUUAAUUCCACAAACAGAGCCAGGUCAAGCCCAUUGAGAAGGUUACUGGAUCCAGUACUGAAGCCAAAGGGAGCAAACUGUCAUAAUAUUGGAGACCCAUUACCAAAAGACUCGAUGUCCAAAGAGAGGACCUCUAAACAUUCUGAUGAACAACCAUAUUCUUCUUCAUCCAUGGCUGCACCAUCAGGAAGAGUUAAAGCUGAUAUGGCCAGAUGCAGAACAAUCAAUGUUAAUGACUCAUUACAGGAGAAGCAGCAUGGAUCACGAGCUGUUCAAGCUCUUUUACGUGUUGCAGUCAAGAAUGGCCAGCCUCUGUUUACAUUUGCGGUUGAUAAUGAGCGUGAUAUUCUUGCAGCUACAAUGAAGAAGUUGAGUACUUCAGGAAAGGACUACAGCUGCUGCUACACAUUCUUCACCAUCCAAGAAGUGAAAAAGAAAAAAGGGAGGUGGCUAAAUCAUGGAGGCAAAGCCCAAAGUCAUGACUUCAUCCCUAAUGUCGUUGCCCAGAUGAAUGUUUGUGGAUCUCAUUUGUCUGAGUUGACUACAGAGAACAAUGCGAAUCAGUUUAGUGUGAGAGAGUUUGUUCUAGCCUCAGUGCAUUUUAGACAGACUGAUCAGCAGAUGUCAGAUUUCGAGCCAAGUGAUGAGCUUGCUGCUAUUGUUGUCAAGAUCCCAUUAUUAUUCAGUAGAAGCUUACUCAUAAAUGGGUAUAAGGGCACUACGCAGGAAGAUCUUCGAGAAGUGGGAUUAAGAGAGUAUUUUCCAGAAGUGACACUUGAUUCUGAUUCUGGAAAAAAAGUUCAGAAUUGGCCUUAUGUAGGUUGCCAAGACAUCAGUGCCACUAUCAUACUUCCGAGUGCUGUUCAUACAGUACCUAAAAAGGGAGAGCCUUCGUCACUGAUCCAACGCUGGAGAACUGGUGGAUCAUGUGACUGUGGAGGUUGGGACUUGGGUUGCAAACUUAAGAUUCUUGCCAACUGGAAUCAACUCAUGAAGAAAGCAGGUUCAUCCAAUGCUUGUUCCUCAGAGCAUCAAUUUGAGCUAUUCUCUGAGGGAGGACAAGAAAAGCAUCCUUUAUUCACCUUGGCCCCAUGUACGGAAGGUAUCUAUUCGGUCGAGUUCAAUUCAUCACUAACACUUAUACAAGCAUUCUCCAUUUGUAUAGCAGUUUUAGAUAGUAGAAAUCCGUGUGAGUUUUCUGAAUCAAGAAACUUUUUUGAACAAAAAACAUGUGGAGAAACUGUGUUAGUAAAAAAUGAUGGAACCAGGGUUUCUGAUCAAAACGAAGGAGAGGUUCCUGCAAGUUAUCACUCAGAUCCACCCCAUUCUCCAGUGGGGCGGGUUUAGUUUCUACUUGCAGAUGAAAAUAAAUCUUGUAUAGAAUAAAAUCUUUGGUGAACUAUAGUGAAAAUACGCAACAGAUCCUCCAGUCCUCUAUAGUAGUGGGAAAAGAUAAACUACAAAACUUGGGAAUUGGGAUUAUCCUGUAUAUUGUACUAGUUUUGACAGCAGAAGCAAUUUGAGUUUUAUUCUUCAUCA
This is a messenger RNA of Mangifera indica (mango), 3500 nucleotides long. RefSeq lists its product as uncharacterized. The coding region runs from base 462 to 3308 and encodes 948 amino acids. The transcript is spliced from 3 exons. Lineage: Eukaryota; Viridiplantae; Streptophyta; Magnoliopsida; Sapindales; Anacardiaceae. The record is from RefSeq and is a predicted model, not a curated record.